Molecule: messenger RNA, 3350 nt
Organism: Octopus bimaculoides (California two-spot octopus)
Lineage: Eukaryota; Metazoa; Mollusca; Cephalopoda; Octopoda; Octopodidae
Product: synaptotagmin-7
Biological process (GO): calcium-ion regulated exocytosis
Cellular component (GO): plasma membrane; exocytic vesicle
Molecular function (GO): calcium-dependent phospholipid binding; SNARE binding; calcium ion binding
Source: RefSeq, a predicted model, not a curated record
GUAGGCUGAACCAGUUCAUCAGCUGUUGAGUGAGAGUGAGACUAAUGAAUGAGAGUGAGAGAGUGACUGUUGAGUGAGAGAUUGAGUGUGUAGCUAAGCUAGUUGUGUGUUGUAGUCAGUGUCAGUCUAAGGAGGUAUACACACCACAACACAACAGCAAAACACAUUACCAUCAUCACCAUCUCGGUAUCUCUCUGACCAUGUCUGCCGCCGACACCGCCACUACACUGAGCAUGCCUACAGUUGCCGGCAUUGUUGUUGGCACCUUCUUGCUACUGUGUAGUAUUGUAGCAAUGGCCUUUGUCUGCUGGAAAUGUUCCUACUGUCGGACAAGAGGCUUUUGGGAUAACAACAUUAAAAAACUCAUCAGAAAAAUUCACGCAAUAUGCCACAAGGAGAAAAAAGAAGACAAAAUGCAAUUGGUAACAGCUCCAGCAAUCUGUCGGAGCUCAAAAGUACAGGCACCGUUCGUUGUUCCUCAGAUUUUCGUCGACUAUGGCAGUCGGAGAACUUCGUACACUUCCGAGGCUGAUCGACGGAUCUCACUAAGCAGCAACAGCAGCCGACGAACUUCGUUUGCUUCCGAAAGUGAUCGGCGGGGUUCAGGCAGCAGCUUUUGUAGUCGGCGGACAUCUUUAGCAUCAGAUACAGACCGCAGGGGUUCAGCUAGCAGUUAUUACAGUCGGAGAACAUCCCUGGCUUCAGAAUCAGAUCGAAGAGGGUCGGCGAGCAGUCGCAGUAGUAAGAGAGAUUCCGAUAUCAGAAGUGAUGAUAUAGAGCAAGUGUUUUACGAUUAUUCCGAUUCCGAUAUCAAUGGAGUGGAUGAGAUGUAUAGAUCCUAUCGAUUCGAGAUGUUAGAGGAGGAGAAAGAAGAAGAGUCGAUUAAUAACACAACGGGAAAACGAAGCAUGUCUUUGGCUGAGAUUGGUAAGGACAACAAAGGCUCCACUUCUUUAGAUGGUACACCAUGCAAGAAAAAGCCACUCAAACGACGUGGGACUUUAUCGACCCUCGUUGUUAACAGUCUCAGCAAUUUCGAUCACAACUUGAACCCACCACCUGGACAACAACAGUACAUGCGCAAAAAACAAAAGACAACGCGACAAAAUGUAAUCGGUUUGCCCGAUUCGCCAUUCCUGAUGCACGAUUUGAACUUGGAAGAAAUGGUACCUCGUUAUGCUCCUCCUGUUAAACCAACAGGACAGCUAAAACUGCAACUCAAUUUUGUCGAGGAUAAAACAUCAUUAAAUAUAUUCAUUAUCGAGGCCCAGAACCUUGUGAUGCCAGCGUGUUCUCAACAGCCAUUACUGAAUCCCUCUGUCAAAGGUUUCCUCACCCCGGGAAGAACCGUCAAAUUCCACACCAAAACUGUCUACAAAACAAAAAAUCCUGUUUUCUUGGAGAAAUUCACUAUAAAAGAGUUGUCUUCAGUGGACUUCACCGACGACGCUGCUUUGGAAUUCCAAAUGUACUCAGCUGAGGCCAGAGGACGGCGCCAUUUACUGGGUGUUGGUACCAUUCUGUUGAAAGAGAUCGACCAACUGACCGAUGGGAAAGCCAACCUUACGCUAAUGCCGCAAACGGUCUUACGGUUACACCAAGGUGACCUUCGUAUUUCUGGAUGUUACCAGCCCGUAGCUGGUAAAAUGGUCUUUAACGUUAUAGAAGCUAAACACAUUCCGAAAGUGACACUGGUUGGAACUGUCAAUCCUUACAUCAAAGUGGAGAUGUAUGUGAAUGGAUUGAGGGAAGCAAAACACAAGACAAAAGUACGCCAGAACAUGACGGAACCAGCUUGGCAUCACCAGUGUGUCUUUGAUAUCAACCGAGAAAACCCUAAACUAUUGGGUCAUAUGUUUGUCUUCACGGUGAUGCACAAAGAUAUGAUGACUGGAGCGCACAGAAUCGGCAAGGUGGAAUUAGGUUGGUAUAGCCAUGGUGAACAACUACGCCAUUGGUACGAAAUAAUGGAACAUCCUCACCGACCUGCUGACUAUUGGCACCCAGUCAUCAAAGAGAGUAAAUUAAAUUCCUGAGUAUCCACUAGAAGUGGCUAACUUAAUUAUUAAACCUCCAGCUUUUGGUAGUUUGUUUUCUUUUCGUUCAACCAUGAAGUUUGUUCUACAGAUUUUUAUUCUACCACAAAGUUUGUCAACCAUGAAAUUUGUCUACCACAAAGUCUGUCAACCAAAAAGUCUGUUCUACAGAGUUUAUCUACCACAAAGUUUGUUCCACCACAAAGUCUCCCCAUCAUAAACUCUGUGUACCACAAAGUCUGUCUACCGCAGAGUUGUUCUGCCACAGAGUCUGUCUACCACAGAGUUGUUCUACCACAGAGCCUGUCUACAUGAGAGUUAUUCUACCACAAAAUUUGUCUACCAUUGUGUUUGUUCUACCAUGUAAUUUUUUUUUCUCUGUCGCAUUUUAUUCAACCACAAAGUCUAUCUACCGCAAAGUUUGUUCUACCACAAAUUCUGUCAACAAAAUCUAAUGCAAAGUUUCUUCUGCCACAGAAUUUGUUCUACCAUUGUGUUUGUUCUACCAGAGACCACAAAAUAUGUUUAAUACAAAACUUCUUCUCCAACCAAUCCUCUUCUGCCACAGAGUUUAUUCUUCGUGCAGUAUUCCUCAACCUUGAUAUUUGCUUUACCACAGAUCUUCCUACACAAGAAAUACAUUCUGCCACCAAGUUUGUCUACCACAGUUUUUCUACCUCAAAAUUUAUUCCUCUCCAAAAUUAGGCCAACUACAAAAUUUUUCUCAACCAUCAAGCUUGUUCUCUACCAAAUAAUUCAUUCUACCAUUAAGCAUGGAAGUUGGUAUUAGGUUGCAAGCAUUUUCUGAAGCAAACAAUGAACUUUAUAGGGAAAGGUUGAUCAUGGGAAUCUAUGAUCAAGUACGAUGACACACAGCUUGUGGGGGCAGGUGACAUUUGAACUCUUGUCCCUGAAUAUGCCCUAUCAACGACAACAAGAGCAAAAUGAAAAUAGAACAAUGAUAACAAAGACAAUGAUGACACUGAUGAUGAUAAUCAGCAAAACUUAAAUGAAGACAAACACGAAAAAGUAAAUCAUUAAAUCGCAAAAAUAAAUUUGAAAUGGGAAGUAAAAAUAUGGAACAAAAAUGCUGGAAAAAAAAAACUUCAAAAAAGAAAAUUUUUCAUUAUAACAUUUAUACUUGUGGAAUAUUUUUCCAAAUUCUUAAAGAAACAUAUCGCAUUUGGAAGAGAAAGACUAACAGUAAAUGUAUUUUUCGAAUUUUCAAAGCAUGAAGAGUAUGUUAUAAAAGAAAUUUCUAGAAGGACUCUCUCUAUACAUAUAUACAUAUAUACACACACACACGCACACCUA